AUUACAUGCAUCAUGCGUUGAAACGGAACGCAGCCAAGAAUACAUUUGCCUACUGUCGCAUUAAAGAUCCUGUGUGCAUCUCGUUGUGUCAAUAUAAAAAUUUAUAUUCGUGCGCCAUUUAACACACGAGUUGUCAUCCGCUGAAAGUACAGGAGUACAGCAUACAAACAUCAAACGUCAACAAAAAUUAACAAAAAUGGCGCUGGUCUAUGCGAGACUUCUCUGCCGGCGUAAUGUCGAUUUUCGACAUUUUCGAAGCAUUUAUACGUGUAGCCCUCUCAGCUCUGCGGUUUCGAAACCAUUAUUUACAAGUAUAACUUGCGAAACCCAUGAUGAGAAGAACAAGCGUCUGAAAAGACCUAUGUCGCCGCAUAUGACCAUCUAUCAAGUUCAGUUAACAUGGAUGCUUUCGUUGUCGCACCGCACUACUGGCAUUAUACUCGCUAGUUACGCAGCGUUCCUUGGUUUAGGAACGUUGUGUAUACCAGGUGGUAUUCCCUGCUUCAUAGAAGUGGUGAAUAAUUUAUGUUUGCCUUCACCUGUACUGUUCGCUGGUAAAACCUUGCUCGCUCUACCUGUUACUUAUCAUACAUUCAAUGGAAUACGUCAUUUGGCUUGGGAUGUAGGAAUGUUUCUAACGAUUAAGGAUGUAUACAGCACUGGAUACGUAGUGUCAGCAUUGUCAGUAAUCUCUGCACUUAUUCUAGCAGCAAUGUAAGAAUUGUACAUUCAUCAAGAAACAAUUGUUUAAAAUUAGUUGUAUCAAAUAAUGUUCCAAUUAUAUUGUAUUGAAUUAAUACCUUAAUUACAGGAAAAAUAAUUUAUUAAAACUAA
Molecule: messenger RNA, 834 nt
Organism: Monomorium pharaonis (pharaoh ant)
Lineage: Eukaryota; Metazoa; Arthropoda; Insecta; Hymenoptera; Formicidae
Product: succinate dehydrogenase cytochrome b560 subunit, mitochondrial-like
Exons: 5
Coding region: 197-718 (173 amino acids)
Biological process (GO): mitochondrial electron transport, succinate to ubiquinone; tricarboxylic acid cycle
Cellular component (GO): membrane
Molecular function (GO): succinate dehydrogenase activity; electron transfer activity
Source: RefSeq, a predicted model, not a curated record